CAGAACAACUUAGUGAUCUUAUCAAGAUCUUAUCUUCUCUUGGACUGAUCAAACGAACAUCCAAAACAGGAACUCUAUAAACUCGUAUUUAUACUGACCGGAUCUUCACUGCAGCGCCACCAAAGAGAAAAGUAAAUAAUAUCGGGGGAAGAGAAACAUUAUUGGGUCCUCUGAAAGCGUGAUUUUGACAGCGCAGCAGCAGCACUCUAUUUGUGAAAGUGACUUUCAGGCAAUACGUCGCACAUCAUGGGAUCCACUGUGAGUGUGCUGGUGGCAGCAGGGGUGGUGACACUGUCAACAGUGGGCUUGGUUCUGGGAGUCUUUCUCCGGAGGAAGAAGAAGAGGAGCCCAAUCACACUGCUCGACCCCUCCUUCAAAUACCAGCUGAGGCUCAUCGACAAGGAGGUUCUCAGUCACGACACGCGCAGGUUUCGGUUUGCCCUGCCUUCUCCACAGCACAUACUAGGCCUCCCUGUUGGAAAACAUGUGUACCUGUCUGCCCGAAUCGAUGGAGACAUUGUUGUGCGUCCCUACACUCCGGUGUCCAGUGAUGAUGACAAGGGAUUCGUUGAUAUUGUCGUGAAGAUCUACUUCAGGGACGUCCACCCCAAGUUCCCCGAGGGGGGAAAGAUGUCCCAGUACCUGGAGAGCCUGCAGGUGGGAGAGACGGUGGACUUCAGAGGACCAGGAGGGCUGCUGGAGUACCUGGGCCACGGCCAGUUUUCAGUUCAGCCUGAUAAGAAGUCCGCAGGUGAGAUGAAGAUGGCGAAGUCGCUGGGCCUCAUCGCUGGAGGGACAGGUAUCACCCCCAUGCUGCAGCUGGUCCGGGCCAUCAUCAAGAACCCCACUGACAAGACUUGCUGCAGCCUCCUCUUUGCAAACCAGACGGAGAAGGACAUCCUGCUUCGUGAUGAACUGGAGGAGAUCGCAGCCAGGCACCCGGACCGCUUCCAGCUCUGGCUCACUGUGGACAAAGCCCCCGCAGACUGGGACUUCAGCCAGGGGUUCGUCAACGCCGACAUGAUCCAGGAGCACCUCCCUGGCCCCGGGGAGGAGAACCUGGUCCUGAUGUGCGGCCCCCCCCCCAUGAUCCAGUUCGCCUGCACCCCCAGCCUGGACGAGCUGGGCUAUCAGCAGAGCCAGCUCUUCGCCUUCUAGACCACGAGAACACUGCAUCUCCCACACUAAGGCCUUCUCCCCAUAUCGAGCAAUAAAAGGAAUACACUACCCUGCCUGUACUGCAUGCUGAACACCGCACACCCACAUCUGAGGGCUUCGGUGUCGGCUGAAGACUGCAGUGCCUUCGCUUUUGUGAAGUGCAGCUAUCAUAAGUGCUGACAAUUAAUGCAUUUUUGUUCACGAUAUUCAAAUACUCCUGAUACGUAAGCUAUCAUGUUGAUUUAAAAGAAAACUUGGCAAAAGUUUUAUUUAAUGUGUUCUCUGAAUGUAUUUUCUUACAGUUCUGUCUUGCGAUAGGGUAAGAUAUAUAUACAUAUUUACCGUGGCAUACAUUGUACGCUUGAUACAAAUGAGUAACUAGCAUUGAGGGUUCCUGCCUUGGCUUAAAUAAGCGUGCCAUUGAGUGUAGUUCUUUGGGUAUUGUACCACAAAAGCAUGCGCAGGCUUUCUCAGCUGUUUUUGAAUGAGGUAAUGCUGAAUUGCUGAAUUACAUUUCAGCAACAAUGCUUCAUUUUCUGCAUGGUUCAUCUGUAUCUAAUCAUAUGUGAUUGUUUACCCAUGCUUAGUCAAUGCAAGUGUAAUCCAGUAAAUUGUUUGCCUGAUGAA
Messenger RNA from Anguilla rostrata (American eel), 1785 nucleotides. RefSeq names its product NADH-cytochrome b5 reductase 3-like. The coding region runs from base 247 to 1158 and encodes 303 amino acids. Gene Ontology annotation, molecular function: oxidoreductase activity. NCBI's taxonomy places the organism in Eukaryota, Metazoa, Chordata, Actinopteri, Anguilliformes, Anguillidae. The record is from RefSeq and is a predicted model, not a curated record. The transcript is spliced from 9 exons.